Messenger RNA from Rhagoletis zephyria (snowberry fruit fly), 1663 nucleotides. RefSeq names its product chitinase-like protein Idgf2. Gene Ontology annotation, molecular function: chitin binding; chitinase activity. The record is from RefSeq and is a predicted model, not a curated record. Lineage: Eukaryota; Metazoa; Arthropoda; Insecta; Diptera; Tephritidae. Gene Ontology annotation, biological process: chitin catabolic process; carbohydrate metabolic process. Gene Ontology annotation, cellular component: extracellular region.
CAUUUCAUUUGCGGCUCAGUGACAUUUAUAGCUCAACGAUUUUAGUUUCAAUUUUACUUUUGUUUUGUGCAGUUCGUUCUUUAUCAAGUAAACGCAUAAAUUACACAUCGGUGGCAUUAUUUACAACUUGUUAAUCCAGUAUUUUUUUGUAAGAUGAAGUUAUUCGCCUUACUUUCACUGGCACUGGGCCUGCUGGUUGCCCAAUCGAGCGCCGCUAAUCUCGUCUGCUACUAUGACUCGGCCAGCUAUAUACGCGAAGGUGCAGCCCAUUUUAGCACUGCUGAUUUGGAAAUUGCUUUGCAGUUUUGCACACACGUCAUCUACGGCUAUGUGGGCAUCAAGCCGGACACCUUCCAGCUGAUGAGCCUCAAUGAAAAUCUGGAUAUACAGCGGCGUCACUUCGCCACCAUCACAGCGCUCAAAGAUAAGUUCCCAUACGUGAAAUUUUUGCUGAGUGUUGGUGGCGAUCGCGACUCUGGCGAACAUGAGAAGUAUAUAAACCUGCUGGAGGCGGGCCGCCAAAAGCAAACAGCCUUCAUAGACUCGGCGCGCGACUUCUUGCGUAGCUACAACUUUGAUGGCUUGGAUUUGGCUUUCCAGCUGCCGCGCAACAAGCCGAGAAAGGUGCAUUCGGACGUCGGUUCGGCGUGGAAGAGUUUCAAGAAGUUCUUUACAGGCGACUUCAUCGUUGACGAGAAGGCAGAUGAUCACAAGGAAGAGUUGACAGACUUAAUUAAGGAUCUGAAGAAUACGCUGCGUGCGGAUAAUAUGUUGCUGUCAUUGACGGUGCUGCCAAAUGUCAACUCGAGUUGGUACUUCGACGCACCAGCGAUCGCCGACAGCUUGGACCUCAUCAAUUUGGCCACCUUCGAUUUCCUAACACCCGAACGCAAUCCGGAGGAAGCUGAUUACACCGCACCUCUCUACGAGUUGCACGAUCAAAAUCGUCUGCCGCACUACAAUAUUAACUUCCAAGUCGAGAAUUGGAUACUGCAACGCGUACCCGGCAACAAGAUUAACGUUGGCGUUGCUACCUACGGACGCGCUUGGAAAAUGUCUAAAGAUUCCGGUACCACUGGCUUGCCUGUGGUGCCUGCAACGGAGGGCGCAGCACCUGCUGGUCCAGUGUCGAAGACACCAGGUCUCCUCAAUUGGCUCGAAGUUUGCCAGCGUCUGCCAAACCCUUCGAAUAUCAAUGCCAAAGGUGCUGAGGCUCCAUUACGUCGCAUCAGCGAUCCCACCAAACGUUAUGGCUCUUAUGCUUUCCACACCGCUGAUGAGGAUGGCGCUAACGGCGUAUGGGUGAGUUAUGAGGAUCCCGAUACGGCCGCUAGCAAGGCGGGUUAUGUGAAGGCAAAGAAUUUGGGUGGCGUGGCGUUGUUCGAUCUCACCUUGGAUGACUUCCGUGGCCAGUGUACCGGCGAUAAGUUCCCCAUGCUGAGAGCUGUUAAAUACCGGCUGCUUUAAGUGAAUUGGGGAGGAAAUAUAAAGAAAAUAUAUAUGUAGAUGCAGUUUUUGAUUUGAGUAAUCAAUAGUAGCCACAGCGUUAUUUAGAUGCAUGGAUUUAAAAAUAUUUAUCGAUCAAUGAUGUUUGUUGGUGUUACCUAAUUUCGAGUUUGUGCUUUCUGGAAGAGUGGAAAAUAAAUUCAUUGUUUUAUUGCUU